AUGAUCGGCUUAGCGGUAUUGCUCGAUGAAGUGCUCGUAUUGCUCGAUGAAGUGGAUAUUGCCCGCGCGGUACCCAAUCUCGCGCGCCUCUUCCAUGACUUUGCCCCUGCGGCGGUACUCCAAGAUAUUCUCGGUCUGCUCGUUGACGAGGCUUUGCAGCAAUUGCACGGCCCACUGGUAGAGGGCUCCAAGUUCCGGUCCGGUUCUAUCCCAGUAGUAGUACCACCGGAUGAGGACUUCGAGCGUCUUCAGGGCCUUUGGCCAGUCUUCGUCCCUCUCCGCCUUGGAGAUGACGCCGCGCAGUUCUUGUUCCAUGGCCUUUCUGUACUCCGGGCUGCGGUGGUCGGGCGAGAACGCGGGCUCCUCGGUUUCCACGCCAGUCAUGUACUGAAACACGUCCACGCGAGCGUUUCUGGGCAUGGUGGCUGUGUUGCGGAGAUUGUUAGUCGAGUCUUGGUAUCGGAGACAAGUGCGCUGAUCGAUCAAUGUCGGAGUUCUUUGGCUGCGAGUCUUGGUAUCGGAGACAAGAGCGCUGAUCGAUCAAUGUCGGAGUUCUUUGGCUGCGAAUAG
Messenger RNA from Cordyceps militaris CM01, 570 nucleotides. RefSeq lists its product as uncharacterized. The transcript has a single exon. Bases 1 to 570 code for a protein of 189 amino acids. Lineage: Eukaryota; Fungi; Ascomycota; Sordariomycetes; Hypocreales; Cordycipitaceae. The record is from RefSeq and is a predicted model, not a curated record.